Cryptomeria japonica (Japanese cedar) is the source of this 2210-nucleotide messenger RNA. RefSeq lists its product as uncharacterized. Bases 148 to 1860 code for a protein of 570 amino acids. NCBI's taxonomy places the organism in Eukaryota, Viridiplantae, Streptophyta, Pinopsida, Cupressales, Cupressaceae. The transcript is spliced from 9 exons. Gene Ontology annotation, biological process: protein transport. The record is from RefSeq and is a predicted model, not a curated record.
UAUCGCCACGGAAGACCACCACUCCACUGAAAAAGCUCUUCGUAUCUCCUCACAAGGGGAGGAGACGCAUUUUUCGAACCGGAUUCAUUUGAGCAAAACAGCAGGGCAAUCCAGUCAAAGGGUUUCUCGCUCGUCACAACAGUCACGAUGGCCUCUGACUGCAACGAGAGUCGGGGUUUUACAGGCCUUCGAAUAAAACCCCCGCCGGUAUUUCAAAAAAUUCCCGACUUCGUCACGCAUUUUAUGCAUUCCAUUUCCCACAACUUGGCAGCUCCAUUAGCCACAGUUUCAACCAAAAUUAAGCAGCAGGAAAAUAACAUAAACCCUAAUCCCAGUAUUCUGGUCCCGGUAUUGUUCAACGUCAUGCCUGUUUCGACCUUUACAUGGCUUUCAUCAGCGCCUUGGGACAACAUUUCUCUUAAAAAUAGUAAUAAUGACGAGAAUAAUAAUACCAGAUCAUCUGGCAGUAAUGGGACUAGCAUACAGCGAGUUCCGCCGUCAAGGAGGAGAAGAAAAAGAGAAGGCGGUUUUCCCUCCAAUGUACGGAUUGACGGAAUCGAUUUUGGGAAUAACAGAGGGCCGGCUUUUUUAGGUCAAGUUUUUAGCCUAUGCAAUCCCUAUGGCACGGGGCUUAUGGCUGUUACUAAGCGUAUCGAGCUGCCCUUUGGAUUAAAGACUCCUGAGUGGAUGAAGAAGAUACUUGCAUUAGUCACAAAAAAUGACAUGGAUGGUGUUUUUCGAUUUUUCUUGGACAUAGGUGAUGCAGUGGGGUAUGUGAACCGGUUAAACAUUCCAAGCGGCUUGGUGGGAGCUUGUCGCCUUGAUGUAGCCUAUAAACAUUUCAAAGACAGGCCUCACAUGUUCCAAUUUAUUCCCAAUGAAAAACAGGUCAAGGAGGCUAAGAAACUUCUUCGAGAGAAAUCUGGGCUAAGAAGGGGAAAGCAACUGAAAGGUGUUCCAGUUUUCACUGCUCAAAAUCUCAGUAUUGCCAUUGCUUCAACUAAUGGCGUCAGAUGGUUUACACCAUACUUCUUUAAUAAACAGUUGUUGGACGACAUUCUUGAGACUUCAGUUGAUCAACACUUUGAAUCCUUAAUUCAAAAUCGAUAUGUACAGAGACGACAAGAAAUUGGUGAUGAUGAUUUUCCAACUGACUUAAUUGAUGAGCAUUUUGAGAGUUCCUCUGAGCCUUUGGAGGUUGAUGAACUCCUUGAAGAGCUUGCACAAGAUGGGAUUCCAUUCUCUAUUAUUUCAAAGGCUGCAGAAGUUCAUCUAUAUGAUGUUGCAGAUAGAUUGAUUUUGGGGAACAGAUGGAUUCGCAAAGCCACUGGAAUUCAACCAAAAUUUCCUUUUAUGGUGGACUCAUUUGAAGAAAGAGCAGCAGUUGCAGUCUCAAGAGCAAUGGAGCUAUCUAUUGGCAUUACACCUGAUGUGAAAGGGGAGCUUGGGGCAAGAAGUUUAGAGGAAAAAGGAGCAAAUAUCUCUUCCUUUGGGUCUGAAUUUGAGAUGGAGAAGGCAAGUGAGUCUGGGCUCUCAAAAUCAUCCCAAAGUUCUGAAAAAUCAGGGAUCAUAUUGGAGGAAAGGUCUAGCAAGUCAGAUUCAAGAGUUUCAGCUCUGGCUGGAGGUUCUUCUGAACAAAGUUUUAGUGACCAUAUUCAACUACCGAAAAUUACAAUAGUUGGCAUUUCAAUGAGUGGACGUGAGAUGAACAAGGUUUCAAUGGAAAAAUUGACAAGGGAAAUAGAAGAAAGUAAGAGGAAACGUGAUUUUGAUGAAGAUACAGAUCCCUUAUUUGUUGCUAAUGUUGGGAAUUUUACUGACAUUGUUUCUUCGAGAACAGAUUUAGAAGAGAGGGAAUAGCAUGUAGACAUGAAUCCAUACAAUCCUGUGUAUUUUAAAUGUGGAAAAAUAAUCUCCAUGCCAUAUCUGUGUACAAACAGUGCCGGCUCUUGAAUUAUGCUUUGUGCUGCCACAAUGUUUAAACAAUUAAUCUAUCAAGUUGUUGGAGGCUGGGGUUGAGGUGAUGGUAGUUGGAUAUGGUCAAUGUUACUAAAUGGUUUGUUACAUGCUAUCCUUUCUCUCCUGGGAUAUUGGAAACAUAUAAAUAUUUAUUUAUCUGGCCCAGAUAAGUCUUCUGGCUGGGUUUUGUAUGGUGCAAACUUGGGGCUACUUUUCUUUCAUGAAUUCACUUUGGACUCGGUGAUUUGUCA